GGUCUCACUAAGAUUCAUAAACCUGGCUGCCCUUUUCGUCCUAUUGUUUUCUCUGUAAACACUUAUAAUUAUAAUCUCGCAUCAUACCUUGUGGAUAUACUUCUGCCAAUUUCCGCAAAUCAGUUCACAAGCAAGGCCUCUUUUAGUUUUGCGCACUUGGCCAAAUCAUAUAACCAUAACAACGAGGUGAUGUGCUCAUUUUACUUUAGCUCUUUGUUUACAAUUGUUCCACUCGACGAGACAAUACAAUUUUGUCUUAAUAAACAAGCUAUGUUCUCCCCGAUCCACCAACACUAUCCCGCUCCGUCUUAA
Messenger RNA from Porites evermanni, 312 nucleotides. NCBI's taxonomy places the organism in Eukaryota, Metazoa, Cnidaria, Anthozoa, Scleractinia, Poritidae. The record is from the annotation of a GenBank genome assembly.